This is a messenger RNA of Rotaria sp. Silwood2, 2166 nucleotides long. Lineage: Eukaryota; Metazoa; Rotifera; Eurotatoria; Philodinida; Philodinidae. The record is from the annotation of a GenBank genome assembly.
AUGUUUCCUAAAGCAGCUCCAACUGAACCAACGCGAACAACUAUUCCAUCAGCAGCUCCCGUUUCAAAUUGGAGUGUAGCUUUAUAUCGAAAAGCUGAACCUAUUCUACCAUUAAAUCCUUCAGACGUAUCUCAAACACCAGCUCCACAACAAACAAAUGGUUCAUUUUAUGUUCAACUUCAACAACAAGCGACUUCAUCAUCACCAAGUCGUUCCGAUGUACUUUAUUUUCGAUAUCAAGCACAACAACAAAAAAAUAGUGCGAAUUCAUAUACACUCCCAUUUACUAUAAGUCAGUUGAGUAAUAUGAAUUUAUUGCCUGAUACAGCAGUAAUUUCAUCAACAUCACCAAGAUUUUCUGGUUUAGAACAACAAUCAGGUUUGAAUGAUUCAUCAGACAAUCCACCAACGUUACUUCUUCGUGCAAAAGCUUUUCUUGGUGUUUUGGUAUUAAACAGUUCAGCAAACAGUAUUACUGCAAAUACUGCUGGUAUUAUUCGACCAUUUAUGAUAUUUGUAACUGAAGAAGUAUUUAUUGGACAAAUAUUUGAUGCAUAUAUUUUUCGUAUUUCACAAGUAGCAACUAUUUCCUUGCGGGAUAAUCCAGAAGAUGAAAUUUUCGUAUCUGGAAUAAAAAAAUUAUUUCAAGGACGUUGUUUUUAUUAUGCAACAUUUUUCAAUCCAGAAUUGAAUAAUAAUAAACGUUAUUUUAAUAAGCCAUAUGAUAUAACAUUAUGUGCUCAAAGAAUGGUUCAAGGGCAGGAUUCAGAUAUUCGAUUUUUUUGUUUUCAAAUUAGUCGAAAAAAAAUGAUUCAAAAUGAUUUAAAAAAGUAUGGACCUCUUCGUUUAUUUAGUUCAAGUGAGAAAAUAUUUAAUAAUAAUCAUGUAUUACCAAGUAAUUUUUUAUUUACUUUAGAUCAGCCUGAUACACAACGAAUUCUAAAUUUAGAAGAUGCUAAAAGCAAGAUAACUAUAUAUCAAUUAAAGAAAUCUCAAUUUAUUUUUACUAUUGCUGAAAGACACCCGAAUGUUUUUCUUCCUAUUCCAAUGCCUCAUACGUCCGUUGAGUCUGAAAUAAUGAUUGAUACAGGAAAUGAUGGGCGAGAUUUAUCAAUGAACUCUUUAAGGGGUAAAUCGAAUAACCCGAUUAAAUGUAUACCACAAAAAGGAGAUUGGCAAGGUGGUGAUGAAAUAGUAAUUAUAAUGUCCAAGCCAAUCAAACGAAAAGUCUGUAGUAUUUGUUUCGAUUUUGGUCUACUUGGAAGACACGCUGUUCAGGAAAUAACACAUAUUGAUACAAAAAUAAUUCUAUUUCAAACACCAUCAUAUCCAAUACCACCAGGAGAUGAAAACAUUAAAGUAUCAGUUGAUAUUAUAGAAAAUAAUUUACUUUUAUCUUCAAUUGAUUUUUAUUAUAUGACACCAAUAAAAACAACAAUCAAUCUAUGUACAUAUUGUCACAGUAAUAUGAACGUUAACCAUACAAGUAAUAAAAGAACCCGUACAUAUGCUGAACAUUUUGAAAAUGAUAGUGGAGAAAGUCUUGUUUCACAAAUGCAACACUUAUCAAUAAAAAAGGAAACAAAGCCAUCUCAUAUUCAAGCUUCAUCAGAUGAAAAAACUGAAAAACUUGAUAAAUAUCUGAAUCAGCUAAAAGUUGCUUUAGGUAAAUUUAUUCGUACGAAUGAUCCUUCUCGAUUGUUCCGUCGAACACGUAUUUUAUUAUCUCAAUGUGAUGAAAAUCCACCUCUAUUAAAUGAUGCUAUUCAACGUGGACAUACACAAAUAGCAUUAGCACUUAUUGAACAAGUUCUUGAUAUGAGUUCAUCACAAGGAUUAUUAGAAAAAGAAAAUGAAAAUGGUGAAACACCAUUAUUAAUUGCAGCUAAAUGUAAUCAAUGGAAAUUAAUUGAACCUAUUAUCAAAAAUCGAUCUGAUCUUGUUAAACACAAAGAUAAAAAUGGAAAUAAUUUAUUACAUUUACUUGCAAAUUUACAUGAUGAUGAAGGUGCAGAAGUGAUUAAAAGUAUUUUUAAAAUCUUACCUAAUGAAAUAAAAACAAAUCUGUUGACGGAAAAAAAUAAAAAUAAUCAACGACCAAUUGAUAUUGCACAAUCUCAUGGCAAUCCUUUUUCUUGUGAGCUUUUAAUUGAAAGUGAACAAUAA